Messenger RNA from Penaeus monodon (black tiger shrimp), 2119 nucleotides. RefSeq names its product E3 ubiquitin-protein ligase RNF25-like. Gene Ontology annotation, cellular component: nucleus. Gene Ontology annotation, biological process: protein ubiquitination. The record is from RefSeq and is a predicted model, not a curated record. NCBI's taxonomy places the organism in Eukaryota, Metazoa, Arthropoda, Malacostraca, Decapoda, Penaeidae. Gene Ontology annotation, molecular function: ubiquitin protein ligase activity; protein binding.
UAUUGAAGAGAUUGAAGCACUACAAGCAAUUAUGCCAGAUGAAGUAACAGUAUUGCAAGGACACAGUGGAAUGCCUGAUGGUGUGGAGGUGACUGUUGUCCCCGCAACUGGACAGAAUAUCGAAGAACAACAUGUGAGAGUAACUCUUGUGCUGUCUUUGCCACCCGAGUAUCCCGAUACCUCACCAAGUAUCACACUCAGGAAUCCUAGGGGAGUAGAUGAUUACAUCCUAAAGAAGAUACAUGAAGAAAGCAAGAAGAAGUGUGAAGAAUAUUUAGGCUGUCCGGUUAUUUAUGAACUCAUUGAGGUUGUACGUGAGAAUUUGACUGCUAACAACACUCCAAGCUGUCCUUGUGCAAUUUGUUUAUAUGGAUUCACUGACUCUGACAUCUUCACAAAGACUCCAUGCUUCCACUACUUCCAUUCAUAUUGUUUAGGAAGAUACAUACUGAAGUGCGAAGAAGAAGCAGCAGCAGAGGAAGAAGAACCACAGCCAGCUUGGAUGGCUCGAGAAAAGAAACAGUUAGUGUGCCCUGUGUGUCGGGAUCCCAUCCAGCAAGAGCUAAGCAGCCAAGAACUUUUAAUGUCAGCUCCACCAGAAGAGGAUAAAUGUGUGGCAGAAUUCCAGGCAGAUGACCCAGAGAUAGUUGCAAUGCAGCAGAGGAUGGCUGUAUUGUAUCUGCAACAGAAGGAAAAGGGAGGCAUAAUAGACUUAGAGGAGGAAAAAAACAGAUUUCUAGUUUCUUCUAAUAGGGUUGACUCUUGUGAAGGACUAGAAGAGAGCACUGAAAGUGAAGGAGGAAGUAAUUCAGUACGAGAUGGACAUGGUGAACCACAACAGGGUAGUGUUCCCCAUUUGCCAACAGCUGGUCGAAGAGGAGGUAGGCCAAUGGUCCAUAGAUCACAUGUUCCAAAAUCCCAUGGGGGACAUGGUCAUCAGUAUUGGAGGAGUGCAGACCAGGGUGAUAUAAGGCACUGGCAAGGCAAUCGUGGAAGUCGAGGAGGAAGUGGUGGUAGAGGCAGAAGUGGAAAUACACGUUCAGCUUAUUCAAAUCAUAGAAUUAUUGCAGAAUCACAUCCUUUUAAUGUAUCUGAAUAUAAAUCAGCCCAUAUUGAAAGUGCUUGUACUACAAAGGCACAUCAAGGUAAACGUGAUCAAAGCAUAUAUCAAAAUGGUAGUUCCAACACUGCUUUAGACAGUCAAGCAGAGAGUGCUGAAAUUGGAAACAACACUGGAUGUGGAAUUCGAAGGGGCCCAAAAAAUCCAGGAAAUCGACAGAGAUAUGGCACAGGUCGUGGAAGGGGACGUGGACCUCCCCCAGGUUUUGCUCCACCAAGUAUCCGUCAUUCAGACCAAGACUGGAGUUGACGAUUGUGGCUUGCAGGGUCAUUUCCACCCUGUUUCUCUUUUACUCUUUGGCUUCUUGUCAUUGUAUUAAAUAUAAUCAUUGUAACUUCUUUAAACUUAAAGUAUUUUUCUUAUUUGCCUUGCAAACAGAAUGAAUGUUGUAGACAUAGUUUCAAUAGUAUCUUUGUGCUUCUACCUUCUAUAUCAUUAAGUCAUUGUGCAAAAUGUUUGUAUCUCGCGCAUGUCUUGAUUCCAUUACUUUUACCUGAUUUUAUAUAUAAGAUCUUGAAGAGCAUUAUCUUUAAAAUUCCACUGAAAAAGUUAUACAGAGCUAGAAAUAUUAAUGGCAUAAAUUUUGUAGCAUUGCAUCUUUGACAGAAAAUCAUCAUCACCCGUAAAUUGCCAAAGGAUCAGAGAGCAUUCCAUUGUUACCUGUAUUCUAAGAUAUGGUUUCAGUGAAAGUCUAUUUCACUAAUAUGGUGCACCCAAUGUUGAUAUUGGUAUCUUUUUAGAUCCAUUCCAACAUAACAACUUAGUUAAUAUUUUUCUUAAAAGGUUGGUUUCUGUGGAAGCUUGUGAUUAACUUGCACAAAGUGGAUUCUUCUCUUUUAAAGAUUUUGUUUACUUCUCUGCCUAUGAAAAUGGUAGAUAAUGGAUAUAGGAGACUCAGGCAAGAUGGUUUAAGAUAAGAUUGAAACUAUGAGAUAUCACCUUGACCCUCUGUAGAAUUUUCUAUAUGUAUAGUUGUAAGUGUGGGUAUGGGUAUGGGUG